Scheffersomyces amazonensis is the source of this 1379-nucleotide messenger RNA. Its product is annotated as TFIIH/NER complex subunit. Gene Ontology annotation, cellular component: transcription factor TFIIH core complex; transcription factor TFIIH holo complex. The transcript has a single exon. Gene Ontology annotation, biological process: regulation of DNA-templated transcription; nucleotide-excision repair. The record is from RefSeq and is a predicted model, not a curated record. The coding region runs from base 40 to 1221 and encodes 393 amino acids. Lineage: Eukaryota; Fungi; Ascomycota; Pichiomycetes; Serinales; Debaryomycetaceae.
CUAACAUUAGUGACAAACUUACAAACAGUAUAUACAUCAAUGGAUGCUAUAAGUGAUAGUGCCUUUAGAGAAGAGAUUUAUCAAGAAGGAUCGAAUGAUGAUCCUUCAUUAUUAACUGUUAUAUUGGAUUUAUCACCUAGUGGAUGGUAUAAUAUUAGAGAUCGUAUUACUAUUAAUGAACUUGUUAAAGCAGUUCUUGUAUUCUUAAAUGCCCAUUUAUCAUUAAAUAAUUCUAAUCAAGUUGCAUUUAUAGCGAGUUCAUUAAAUGGAUCUAAAUUUUUAUAUCCUAAUCCUGAAAGAGAUUAUGAUAAGACACAAAUUUCUUCUAAUGUUGAAGAUGUUGAUAGUAAUACAGAUUCCGAACCAAGUUUUGUAAAUAAAGGAAUGUAUCGUCAAUUUAGAUUAGUUGAUGAAGCUGUAGCAGAGGAAUUAAAUAAAUAUAUUCAUGAUAUAUCUUCUAACAUAGAUUUAAAGAAACAAAAUGCUACAUUAUCUGGAGCUUUAAGUAUGGCAUUAUGUUAUACAAAUAGAAUGUUAACUUUAGAUCAAUCAAUUACAACUACAACAGCUUCAGCUAUAAAUUCAACAACCAAUGCAACUAUGGCUGAUUCCAAUAAUUCGUCUACAACAACUACAUCUACUUCAAUAACUUCUAUGAAAUCACGUAUAUUAAUUAUUUCUGCAAGUGAUGAAGAUGAUGUAAAAUAUAUACCAAUUAUGAAUUCAAUCUUUGCAGCUCAAAAGAUGAAAUUAUCAAUUGAUAUAGUGAAACUUGGUCAUCAAGACUCUUCAUAUUUACAACAAGCAUCUGAUGCUACAAAUGGGAUAUAUUUACAUAUUAUUGAUCCAAGAGGUAUUAUUCAAUUUUUAACAACUGCGUUUUUCAUAGAACCUUCAAUUAGACAAUAUAUCAUCUUACCCACAAAUUCAAAUGUCAAUUAUAGAGCCAGUUGUUUUAUAACUGGUAAAUCAGUAGAUUUGGGUUAUGUAUGUUCUGUUUGUCUAUGUAUUAUGAGUAUCAUUCCUGAAACUAAAAUGUGUCCUGCUUGUCGAUCAGAAUUUGAUCCAAGAAUACUUGCUCAACUAACUCAAACCCCUGAAGUAAUAUCUAAAAAGAAAAGAAAAUUGGAUGCAAAGGGUAUUGAAAAUGGGAAUGGAAAUGGAACCGGAAAUACAAAUGGGAAUGGAAACUUUGUUACUGACAGAAGUGUAAGUACUUGAUCUAUAGACCUCUAUUUAUAACAUCAAAUCUAAAUUCCUUGGGAUAAUUAUGUUUCUCAAUCAUAUGUAGUCUUCUUGUCUUUGGUGUCCUACACACUUUUGAGCAUUCACUUUCUAUACAACGAAAGACUUUAUCACCUCUUUCUUGUUUGAUCUUA